This is a messenger RNA of Ceratitis capitata (Mediterranean fruit fly), 9315 nucleotides long. RefSeq names its product filamin-C (gene jbug). Gene Ontology annotation, molecular function: actin filament binding. Bases 1 to 8952 code for a protein of 2983 amino acids. The record is from RefSeq and is a predicted model, not a curated record. Gene Ontology annotation, biological process: actin cytoskeleton organization. NCBI's taxonomy places the organism in Eukaryota, Metazoa, Arthropoda, Insecta, Diptera, Tephritidae. The transcript has 17 exons.
AUGGAUGUGAAAGAUAUUAAAGGUGCCAAAGUGACGCAUGCCGGUCUGCUCAAACACAACACCGAUGGCAGCACCGAAACGCAAAAGAUCACGCAUGCCGGCUUAGUGGCGCGCAGUCCCGAAGGCACUGCCGCCAAGGGUAUGAAUAUACGUGGCAAUGAGGAUUUGUGGGUGGAGAUACAGGCGAAUACGUUUCGCAAUUGGGUGAAUGAACAUUUGCGGCCGACGGGUAUGCAGGUGCUCGAUUGGGCUACAGACUUUUGUGACGGCACUUGCCUGUGUGCACUGGUGGAGACUCUACAAACGCGCCCCCUCAAGCCAUCAUGGAAUCGCCGUCCUGCCAAUCAACAUCAUUACCUAGAGAAUGCUACGACAGCAUUGAACGCCAUAGAGAAAGAUCACAUCAAGCUGGUGAAUAUUGGCAAUGUGGAUAUUGUCAACGGCAAUGUCAAGCUCAUUUUAGGACUCCUCUGGUCGCUGAUUGUGCGCUACCAGAUUGGACGUAGUAAAUUCCCGCCGCGGAAACUUAUGCUCGCCUGGUUGCAAGCGGCACUGCCCGAGUGCAAAAUCACCAAUUUGACCACAGAUUGGAAUAGUGGCGUGAAUUUGGCCGCUUUGUUGGACUAUUGUCAGCCGGGACUAUUUCCCCAUUGGCGUUCGCUGGAUCCCAAGCAGAGCGUACAAAAUUGUACGAAUGCCAUGAAUUUGGCACAGAGUGAGUUUGGUGUGCCGCGUGUGCUGGAACCGGCGUAUUUGGCCUCACCAUGGUUGGAUGAACUCUCUGGCAUGACGUACCUAUCAUACUUUAUGAAGCCAGGUGGACCCGGUUAUAAUGCGACAAUGCGUUGGGUUAAUACGCAAGUGAAGGAUUCAGUUAAGAAUUUUACGACCGAUUGGAAUGAUGGACGUGUUAUGUGUGAGAUCAUUAAAGGGCUCGGGGGACCGGCGCCCGCACCUGAGAAGCUCAGCACAGAUCCAUUUCACUACGAAAAUAAUAUACGUAAGGCCGUCGAGGCCGGGCAGCGGUUGGGAGUGCAACCCAUACUCACGGCGAAAGAUAUGGCAAACCCGGAAGUCGAACAUUUGGGCAUAAUGGCCUACGCUGCACAUUUGCAGUGGGUGCCACCGCGACCGCCACUAUCCGAUUUGAUCAAUGUGCUAAUGGAGAGCAAUUCCGGACGGGUCGGCGAGCCGACACACUUCCGCAUCGACGUGCUCUCGCGCGAUAUCAGUCUCAGUACGGUGAAAGCAUACGUAGUGCCACCAUCAGGUCAGCCUCAACUGGUACGUCUAAAUGCGCAUGGCGAGGGUGUCUUUAUACCCGAAAAGUAUGGUAUGCACGAGAUAGUUGUAGAGAUUGGCGAAGACAGCCUGGGUGGACAUUUCUUCCGUGUGCUACCGCGUUUCAUACAAGUAGCGCCACCUGGCAUGGCACCCUGUGCACUGGGCAGCCUCGUCGAGGUACUGGUAAAUGCCACCGGUGCGCCCAAGACCGAAGACAUACUCGUGACCGCCGUCUCACCGACAGGCAUAUCACACAACUGUCCACUGAAGAAGGUCGAGGAGGGACACAGUGCCAUAUUUAAACCAGACGAAGCGGGUAUUUGGGAAAUCGCCAUCACCUAUCAGGGUCGUCACAUACAGGGCGGACCCUUCACGUGUGCUGUCUUCGAUGCCAGCGGUGUAUCGGUGCAUGGCUUAGACGGCGCUAUGCCACUACGUGCACACUCCUUCGAGGUGGACGCACGCGGUGUGGGUGUCACUGGUGAGCUACAUGUCGAUAUUGUGCACGACAAACGUUCGCUGGUGUGUUCUGUGGAGAAAAUCGUUGAAAAUAAAUAUCGCGUCACCUUCAUGCCACGCCAAAAUGGCAAAUAUCGCGUAUAUGUCUACUUCAACGGGUACGAUGUCAAGGGUUCACCGUUUAUUAUGCGUGUGGGCACGAAAGGACGUUCGGGUAAGACUCGUAGUAGCCCCUUGCAUGAGAGCAAACAUCGUUCGGAGAGCCCUUCAAUGCAUUACACCUCUACCACAAAUACGCGACACAAUGACUACAGAAAUGCAACGUCGGCUGCGACGGCAUCCCUCUCACGUCGUGACUUACUAAAUCACAACAGCUCGGAACGGCAGCGUUCGUACUCGCCACAAGUAGCGUCGAAUAUAGAUACGCCCGACUAUCGCACCACGUCCAGCUACUACAAGCGCGAGAGUGAGGAUAAAUUGGCAACCUCCUCACCACCACCACCAGCAGCUCCCCAGCCCCCUUCACGCGAAUACUACAAUAAUUCUCCCGUUACUAAAUAUAUCAACUCAGCCGAUUUGUAUACCGUGAACUCGGCACGCCGCGACUCGAAGGUCUCCUCGUCGUCGUCCACCACGAACAAAAACGAUUACUACUACGACAAAGAGAACGAGUUGUACUCUCGUAAGCGUGAUGAUCGUGAGUUGAAAUUAGGGCCACCACGCGAGGAACGCUAUGAGGAUACGCCUACGUCCUCACUCUACGCUCAGCAGCGGCAGCAGCAGCAGCAGCACUAUCAGCAGCAUAGUCAUACAGUAAACGCCCGAUCAACGACAGCGUUUCCGACACGUCUCAGUCCGAUACCUAGUAUACGCUCGAGUGAGGUACGCACCCACAGCCCAUUGACGAUCAAAACUUCCAUACCGUAUGAGACGAGCACGCGCACACUGAACGCCAGUCCACGUCACACCUCGAUUUCGCCGGUGCAACGACAUUCGCCUAGCAACGCCUACAUUUCGACAGCCACACAUCGCAUCGGCAGUCCAGUCACAACUUUGAAUAAGAAUGGUCUAAAUCGCUCCGAUUACGAGACUUCUCGCACCGUUGAGAAAUCAUCGACUUACAAAUCGACCUCUAAUUAUGUAGCCGACUCGAAUAUACGUGCCAGCCCAUCACUCUACACGACCGCGGAACGUUUGCGUCGCACAGCUUCGCCCGAACCGCGCAUCGAUCAUUCGUCGAACGUGCGUGUGUCAUCGAUUAAGCCGACAACGGCACGACGUGACAGCUGGGAUGUUAUAAAUAAAACUAAACAUAUGCUUUCACAUAAUUCGCUGGAAUCUUUGGCAAAUAUGACGGAAAAGCAAUUGAACACGGACCUCUCUUACAAUCGACCCGACAUCGAUCAUGAAACACAUCGUAAUACGCAAUAUAAUAAAUUUGCUCUACAAGAACAGAAAUAUCAUUCGGAUCGACGUGGUUCACGUGACUCUGUCGACGAUGUGGAUCGUUAUAAACCCAGUGCCAUUACCGUUAAAUCACACUCGAAUAACACUUACACCGACAAAUCGGGUGGUUACACGAAAACCGUUAAGGAAUCUAGUGAACAUGUCGUUACCGAGCGUACCUCUGGUGGUGGCGGUGGCGCCGGCAAUGGUAAUUAUGGCUAUAGUUCACUAUCGCGAUUUCGCCCGAUAGAGAAUAGCGCCACUGGUGCCCGUGCUAUACGUGUUCAGGAUAUACCAAACGGUGCCAUUGGACGUCCCGUUGAGUUUGAAAUUGACGGCUCGAAGGCCGGCUCGGGUAAUUUGGAAAUUUUGGUGAAUGGCGGUCGUGUGACGUCAUCGGUGCGUUCAUUGGGUGGUCAACGUUUCGUGGCUAGUUUUACGCCACACGAGCCGGGCAUACACACAGUGCAGAUAACAUUCAAUGGGGAAACUGUGCCAGGUUCACCGUGGCACGUUGAAAUCAUGUCCACACCCGGUCUAACAGCACUGGGCGAAUCGACACGCCUUGUACCCGCCAACACGCCGGCGGUUUUUGAGAUACUGCCGCCUCCUGGACAAAGCCUAAGUAAGGGCGAGUGCGUGGCAACAGUUUUGACACCAACCAAGUCCAAACUGAAUGCCAGAGUCACCCAUGAGGCGGCAAAUGGUGCUGCACGCAUCGAAUUCGUACCCACCGAAGUGGGUACACACAUCAUUGAGGCAUCGAUAAAUGGCACGAAAAUUGCCGGCGGUCCAUUGAUCGCCAAAGUCUACGAUGCGAGUCUAAUACAAGUGACCGAUGUGAAUGGCGGUGUUGUCGGGCAACCGUGUCAAUUCCGUGUCGAUGCGAGCGCUGCUGGCGAGGGUCAGCUAGAGAUAUCGAUUAACGAAGGCGAAGUACCGAAUCACGUGCAAGUCGUUGGCGGUGGCCGUUGUUUGGUCUCCUUCACACCGGAGCAAGCUAAAUCACAUUUAAUCGAUAUUAAAUUUAAUGGUGAGACAGUACGUGGCUGUCCAUUCGUAUGUCCAGUUGCCGAUACGUCGAGAGUAAUGUUGAAUUUGUCGAAUCUUGAGUUGAUACCCGUCAAUCGGCCAGCUUCGUUUCAUAUAACUGUUAGUGGUGGUGGUGCUGCUGAAUUGGCGGUUAGUGUACGUGGUCCGCAUGGUGAAUUGCCGGUGCGUGUAACUGGCGAUAUACAUGCUGGCUUUACAGCCGAGUUCACGCCCACCACCGUGGGUGGGCACACAAUCAAUGUGGAAUAUAAUGGUUUCGCCGUACAAGGCACACCGUUCUUGGCGAAAUCUUAUGAUGCCACCAAAGUGACGGUGGGUAGCGUGUCACGUGGCACUGUUGGCCGUCCUGUGCAAUUCACUGUGGACGCCGGCGAUGCAGGUGAGGGUAAUUUGGAGAUUACCAUUUCGGCGAAGGGGCAGAAUAUACCGACGCAGGUGCAUCCGCAGGGCAGUGCAAGAUUCUCCGUUUCGUUUGUGCCAACCGAGGCGUGUGAGCAUACCAUCAAUGUGACUUUCAAUAAAAUGCCGGUGCCCGGUUGUCCGCUUACGGUGAACAUCAGUGGCGGCAUGUCCGGCCCACAAGUGUCACUGGGCGGACCCGGUCCCGUGCAUCAGCCAAAUUCUUUUGUUAUCAAUCACACUGGCGGUCGUUUGGAGGACAUCGAGGUCAAUGUGGAAGGACCUGCCGGCCAAUCAGUGCCCGCACAAGUCCACCAAACCUCCGACGGUAUCUUCAAGGCCGAGUUCGUGCCACGCGUUGUCGGCGAACAUCGUGUGAAUGUCACAGUCAACGGUUUGUCCACCGCGGGUAGUCCGUAUGCAGCCAAGGUUUACGACGUGAACGCCAUCAAAGUGAAGAAUGUUAGCAAUGGCACUGUCGGCAAAGCCGUCACUUUCCUUGUCGAGACCUCACAAGCCGGUCCAGGCAAUUUGGAAGUGACUGUCAACGGCGGGCGUGUGCCAACAUCGGCACAAGCACAGGGUCAACACACCUAUGCGAUCAGUUUUACACCGCGUGAUGCACAAAAUCAUACUGUCGAGCUACGUUUCAACGGUCAGGAUGUGCCCGGCUCGCCAUUCACGUGUCGUGUAUCGGCCGCUGCACGCAUACAAUCACCAGAGACCUUGGAUAAAGUUAGUGUUGGGCGUCUCUUUGAGUUUGUCGUCGAAUCGGAUAGUGAGCCGAGUGUAGAAGUGCUCGGUCCGGCUAGACGUAGCGUGCCGGUGAAGAUUGAUCCUGUAGAGAAUAUCGGCUAUAAUAUUAAGUUCGAGCCCGUCGAGGUGGGCGAUCAUUCGGUGGAAGUGCGUUUGCCCGGUGGUGGUCAUGUCGAGGGUAGCCCCUUCUUGCUGAAAUCAUAUUCAGCCGAGAAAGUCAUUGUCACCGAUAUACGUCCUGGUGUUGUUGGUAAGAGUGUGAGUUUCGGCAUUAACGCCAGUCAAGCUGGUGCAGGUAAUUUGGAGAUAAUCGUCGCAGUUAAUGGCAAGAAUGUGCCCAACUAUGUACAAUCCGAGGGUAAUGCGCGUUUCAAGGUUAACUUCAAGCCAACUGAGGCCGCGCCACAUUCGCUCUCGGUACGUUUCAAUGGUCAUCCGGUGCCAGGUUCGCCUUUCACUUGUCAAAUUGCAUCAGCGCCCAUUAGUUUGCCGCAUGCUUUAGCCACAGGUGAGGGUCUCAAGCAAGCCGCUAUCAAGCUGGAUAAUACAUUCGAAUUGGAGGGUUUCGAAGGUGUUGAGCCACAAGUUUUUGUCACUACGCCAACCGGUGAUAAUAUCAUUUGCCAGCUGAGUCCACAAGGUGGCGAUGCCUACACAGCUUCCUUCCAGCCCACAGUGGUGGGUCGUCAUUUGAUCAGUGUCACCGCCAAUGAUAAGCACAUCAACGGUUCGCCCUUCUCUUGCAAUGUCUUUGAUGUUUCACGUGUCAGCAUCAGCGGUUUGGAUCAGCAGUACGGUCCAGCCGCUUUAGGUGUGCCUGUUACUUUCAGUGUAGAUGCCGCUGGCGCUGGAGAAGGCACGCUGGAGCUGGUUGUCUCCACAGAUACGAGCACUGUUAAGGCUGAAGUGGUUGCCUGCGCACGUGGCCUCUAUGACGUGACUUUUGUGCCGCAGACAACAGAGCCUCACUAUGUGAAUAUCACAUUCAAUGAAGUGCCCGUGGACGGCAGUCCAUUCCGCAUCGAUAUACAACAGACUACACAACACAUACAGAUCGGCAGCUUGGCUACCAUUGACUUCCCCACAGAUGAUCAAAUCGCCGAAAUUAUGGGACCUGAUCACAAGCCAGUGCCCUAUACCAUCACCCGACAAACGGCUGAGUUCCGUACGCACAUGACCGGCAACUAUCUUAUACGUUUUAUCGAUCGGGAUACACGUCAACACAUCGGCACACGUACGCUCACCGUAUUUGAUCCGUCAUUGGUGAAAAUUACCGAAGUAGGAGAGGCAAUCUGCCAGCAACCAGCCAGCAUCUCGGUAUCUCUCAACGAGGCAGGACAGGGUGAGCUAUCAGCGCUGGUUAAAUGUGGCGCUGCUGAGGUACCACACUCCAUACGUGGUCCGACGAAGACGGGCGUGUACGAGAUCGUCUAUCAUCCCACGUGCGUGGCACCCCACAAAAUUACUAUACUCUUCAAUGAAGUGCCUAUAUCGCUGAAGCCGCUAGAGAUCAAUGUGCUACCCGCAAAUGUGGGCAAGGAGAUCAGCGUAUCUGGUUUAGGUUUGUAUCAGGCUCGUGUGGGCAAGACCACAUCAUUCGCUAUCGAUACCGUCAAGCGGCCGGCGCGUGAGUUCGAUGUGGUGGUAUCGGGUCCAGGCGGUCAAGCGCUGCCGGUACGUUGCUAUCAAACUAAGAGCGGCCACUUGCAAGCCGAGUUCACCAUAACCAAGCCAGGGCAGAGUAUCAUUGAGGUACUCCACCAAUCUAAGCCAUUGCCAGGUAGUCCGUUCACUUGCGAGGCCUUUGAUACCAGCCGUGUCAGCGUGCAGGGUGUACCCAAGGGUCAAUUAGCAUUACACAGUCCCAUCUGCUUUACAGUGCGCACCGAAAAUGCUGGUAUUGCCGAAUUAGAGGCUUUCGCCGUGUCGCCAACCAAUCAAAAUCUGCCAGUACACAUCACCGAGCAGUCAGAGGGUAUCUACAGCGUGGAAUUCGUGCCAUCCCAACCGGGUGCUUACAAACUGACAGUCAUGUAUGGCGGUGAGACCGUGCAGAGUUCACCUUUUACUUUUACCGCUUCAGCCACAGGCGUGAAGACCGAUACAAGGGCCUCGGGCAAUGGUUUGGAGGUAUGUCAGCGCAACAAGGAGGCCUCAUUCAUUGUCUAUUGCCCCAUUGCGCCGAAUGUGCAGAUCGAACGCGUGGAUGAGUUUGGUGAACGCAUUGAACCGAAAAUUAAGGCCCUGGGCAAUAAUGAGUGGCGUAUUUCAUAUACCAUACUCUCCGUUGGUCAUUACGAGAUACGCGCCAGCUGUCCGAAUCGUGGUAAUUUGCCUGGCUCGCCGUGGAGCAUCUCCUGUGUGGAGACGUCAAAGAUCACACCCGUCGGCGGUUGGGGCACACUACUAGAUCACGAUGGUCGUCUCAUCUUACCAGCGCGUAUAGUUUUUGACGUUGAAAACGCCGGCCCUGGCGAGUUGGCCUGCUCCAUUGAUGGCAUUGAGAUACCCGUGGACAAGUUAAGUGAUGGGAAAAUGCGUCUCUACAUCUCGGCUGAUAGCUUAGCGCCGGGCGAACAUGAUUUGGAUCUAACAUGGAGUGGCCUAACAAUUGUGCAAUGCCCACGUAGCGCCUUCGUUACAGGUCAGCAAGCGGCCGAUAAGGUCAUGCUUACAGGUCGUGGUCUAGCUGCGGCACAAGCUGGGGAGGCGGCACAUUUCACCAUCGAUGCCACAAAUGCUCCAGCUGGUCGACCUGAAGUCAUAUUAGUACAUCAAGAUAACACUUCUGUGCCCGUCAGCUUGGCGCAACCGCGGCCAACAGAGAAUAUCUGGUUGGCGUCCUACACACCGCAAAAGUCAUCGUCGGGACCGCUUACACUUUCGGUAAAAUGGAAUGGUCGGCUGGUCAAAGGUUGUCCACUCACAGUUGCCGUCGGUUCAUCGAUGGACGCUUCGAAAGUUAUCUGUUCGGGUGAAGGUCUCCGUCACGGUAUUGUCGGUAAAGAUAUCAAAUCAUGGAUUGAUACACGUCGCGCUGGUCCCGGUGAAUUGACCGCCCAUUGUGCUGGUCCACGUAAAGUAGCUUACUGUGAGUUGUACGACCACGGUGAUGCCACAUUUACGCUGAACAUCAAGCCACAAGAGCCGGGCAGACACUUGCUGACCAUCAAGUACGGUGGACAAAAUGUGCCCGGCUCGCCGUUUGCCCUCAAAGUCGCCGGAGCACCCGAUGCCAGUAAGGUACGCGUUUAUGGACCCGGUAUUGAACAUGGCGUUCUGGCCACAUUCCAAUCACGUUUCAUCUGCGAUACACGCGGCGCCGGUGCCGGCCAAUUGACCGUGCGUGUACGUGGUCCCAAAGGUGCCUUCCGCGUGGAAAUGCAGCGUGAGAGUCAAAAAGACCGCACCAUACUCUGCAAGUACGAUCCCACUGAGCCGGGCGAUUAUCGCGUCGAAGUGAAAUGGGCUGGUGAAUUUGUACCAGGCUCACCAUUCCCCGUCAUGAUAUUCGACACCGAAGAAGAGCUGCGACGCUAUUUACAAGGUAUAUGAGGCCAGAGUAGUAUUAGCACAAUUAUACUGCCCAGCCCUGCCCUCAGUCGACUAACCCAACAUCAACAUCACCAAUACCAACAACAACAGCAACAACAACAAAAUCAACAAACACCACAACCAUAUACACACCAACAAACCCUGCCAAGGCAACAUAAUUGUAAUACAUUGCCAGCAUCACCGCAACAAUUUUAUCGCUCCCAACAACAAUUACGUUUAUCACCGCUGCUGGGCAGUCAGUUACUGAACCAGCAUUAUAUAAGCAAUCCGGAUUUUAUGUACGAAAUGGGUUCGCGCAGUUGUUUGAGACGACGCUGUCGACAGGACAACAAUUGUGUGCUGCUCUGAGAGAGGCAUAAAAAA